This is a messenger RNA of Gossypium raimondii (Peruvian cotton), 874 nucleotides long. RefSeq lists its product as uncharacterized. Lineage: Eukaryota; Viridiplantae; Streptophyta; Magnoliopsida; Malvales; Malvaceae. The transcript is spliced from 5 exons. The record is from RefSeq and is a predicted model, not a curated record. Bases 527 to 874 code for a protein of 115 amino acids.
AUUAAGUCAUUUUUGUUUUUCUUGCUUUUAGUGACUUAUAAUGGUGGGCAGUAUACAAGUUUGGUGCUUUAUUAUUUUGAUUUACUGUUUUGGAUGAAGCAUUUGUUGUUACAGGAUAUGCUUUGUAGUAAUCUUUGAAAUACUUUGCCUUGAAAUUAUAUUUUUUCAACUUAAUUUAUCUAGGCAUGAAAGUCUUCAAAAUUAUCAUAGCUUUUCUUUUCUGUUGAUUCAAACUGUUCAUUUAAACUCUUUUUUUUGUUUAUAUAUAUAUAUAUACUAUUUUCAAUAAAAUUUUUAAUAAUUCAUUCAUUCUAAGUUAAUUGGACUUGCCUACGGCUGAACAUACAGUUUAUAUAUGAAUAUGCUUCAUCUGCAUUGCCUGAUUCACUUGAUCUGGUUUUGUUGUUCUUUGAUUCUGACUUGUUCAAGCUUGUAUUAUUCAGGUAAUCACGAUUCAGGUAAUCACUAUAAUGGACGAUUUUGAUGACACUGAUAUCGAAUUGCAGUCACAGUUAUAAGAGUUCUCAUGCAUAGUCCCAAAAGCAAAGCAAAUGUUGAUACUAUUAUUGAAAGGUGUGCUGGUGCAGGGCAUUUACGAGAUGAUAUCCUCCAUUAUAGCAAGGAACCAGCUGAAUACUUGCUUAGUGACCUGCCAAGCUCUUAUGGCGAAGGUGCAACCAACACCUCAAUGGGGUUUGACAAGGAACUGAACAAGGAAGUUGCUAUUAAAGUUAUUGAUUUAGAAGAAUCGCCCAUGCAUGAAGUUACGUUUUCAACAGAAGACAAACCAAAACUUCUUAGUCAGAAACACAUGCCCUAUGCCCUAUUUUCGUUUAAGGACCGCCAAGGAAAUUUCAAACCGAAAGUCGAUUGA